Messenger RNA from Penicillium manginii, 3123 nucleotides. It is a transcript of the gene tcsB, whose product is annotated as putative sensor histidine kinase/response regulator TcsB/Sln1. The record is from RefSeq and is a predicted model, not a curated record. The transcript is spliced from 8 exons. The coding region runs from base 1 to 3123 and encodes 1040 amino acids. Lineage: Eukaryota; Fungi; Ascomycota; Eurotiomycetes; Eurotiales; Aspergillaceae. Gene Ontology annotation, biological process: phosphorylation; phosphorelay signal transduction system. Gene Ontology annotation, molecular function: phosphorelay sensor kinase activity.
AUGCGCGUUCCUAUCGCUGUGCAGCUUGCGCUGCUGGUGCUUUUAACUUGCGUGGUGGGGAUAGCAGUUCUUGCGAUUGCGACAUGGAUUACCACCUACAAUUUUGUGGUCGAUGUAGGAUCCCAAGGCCUCGAACUCGUUGCUACCAUCAAAGCCAGCCAAAUCGCUUCCAACCUAGAUCUUCUCGAGACGACCUGCAAAACGAUAUCGACGCGUCUCCUUGUUCAAUCCGCUCUCGGACGCUACAAUCGAGGCAACCAUUCGAGUGAGAAUUGGUUUUACGCCAUUACGGAUUUGCAGUCAGCACUUGGAAGCCGGGGAUACUUGAGUUUAUACCAAGCGGUUCUUUUUCCGAAACAGGGCAACUCGAGUCAAAGGCUGCUCAACGUCACUAGCGAAACUAUCCCAGACAUCUCCCUGCCAUACGACUACUUAAAUGGAACUUCAAUCAAGCUUGGGUCUACAGCCCUCGGCUACCCAUCGACACUGUACCCGAACCUCACCUAUACAUAUUCGUCCAACGGAGAGAACUCAACAUCCGUGUUUGCAUUUCCCGAUUACACUCUUGAAAUUGGCUCAUCGCUACUACUGGGGCCACUAACUAUCAACGAUUCAUUUUCUCUCAUCUCUUUGACCGUCCCAAUUGUGAAUAACACGUCAGAUAAAGACCUGCUGGGCUUCCUCACUGUCGUAGCCAGUGCGACGAAUGUCCAGAAUGUCAUCAGUUCACGCGAUGGACUUGGAAGCACGGGGCAGGCCCUGUUGCUUGGGCCGUCCAGGCCAGAGAAUAUCUUUGCCAGCACAACCCAGCCAUCAACUGCUACUUCCGGUCCGGAGGCUGUAGCCCUUGAAAAUGCAGAAGUGCAUUAUGUCUUUGAGCCGACACCUCUACCUGGCCAAAAUAGUCGUCACGGCGGUGUUUCAACCAACACUUCAUUUGCGCUGUCUAAAUAUGCCGUCGCAUUAGAUGUCAUGCGCCAGUCUCCUACAAACGAAAACAAGUCGAUAAGCCGUCUUUCUACUACGAACGAGGAAGGAUCUAAUGUGGCUGUUGGCGCAGUCCGCCCUCAGAGCCCCUUGGUUCAAUGGAUACUGAUCGUUGAAGAAACGCAUGCGGAGGCGUUUGCACCUAUCGCUAGACUACGCAAAAUAAUUCUUGCCUGUGUAUUUGGAACAGCUGGUGCCAUUAUUCUCACGGUGCCUCUUCUCACUCAUUGGGCGGUUGCUCCUAUCCGAAGACUCAGGCUGGCCGCGCAGAAGUCGGUCGCGCCCCAUGUCUUACAACAACAUCCACCCCGUUCUUCUCAUGGAGAUAAUUUCGACAGCAUGAGCAGAGCAAAUGGAGCGGAAGAUUCUCAUGAACAGGACGAAAAGGGCACUGUUUCACUAUGGGUGAAACGCUCGAAAGGCUUCAUGGAGAGACUGAACACUUCUAACGAUUCUGUCAAGAGAAAUCCGGCGAAUAAUUUUGAGAUACCGGGCAGAGUAAAGGAGCGCCGGCAUUGUGUGACGGAUGAACUCACGGAGCUUACCGGAACCUUCAACGAGAUGUCUGAUGAAUUGACAAUUCAAUACAACCGCCUCGAGGAGCGCGUGGCUGAGCGGACUAGGGAGCUGGAGAAGGCUAAACUAAUGGCAGAGACUGCCAACGAAAGCAAAACACUUUUUAUCGCGAACAUCUCACACGAGUUGAAGACACCUCUCAACGGAAUUCUAGGAAUCAAAAAUCAAAUCGAGCAGGCUAUCCAUCUCGAAGAGAAAGAGUUUAGACUGUCUGAUGUCAGAUCUCAGCUGGCCAUCAUCUUUCAGAAUCAGGUGCACGAGAAGCAAAUUGACUUCAGUGUCAACUGUAUAGCUGGUGGAAUGGAUCGGCCCGUGAAUCACUACUCGAUGUGUCAUGAGCAAAGUUUUGAGCCAGCAUCGCAAGGAAGGCUCACGGAUAUGAUCCUCUGGGGCGAUCAACAUCGUCUUCUUCAGGUCCUAAUCAACUUGGUCAGCAAUAGCCUGAAAUUCACGCCAGAAAAUGGAAAGGUUGAAGUCCGCAUUCGGUGUUUCGACGGUCCCUUGGCCUUGGACGGCUCAAAUUCUCCGCAGCAAGGGCCUACAGCGAACAGUGUGUCGGAUAAUAUCCAAACGACUCACCGGAAUAGCCUGGAAAGACCAUCAACAGAUCAAUCAUUUUUCCGACCGUUGUUCUUUCAGUUCGAGGUGGAAGAUAACGGGCCUGGCAUUCCUGCACACCUUCAUCGGCGUAUCUUCGAUCCAUUCGUCCAGGGGGACCUGGGGCUAAAUCGUAAAUAUGGAGGCACCGGCCUCGGGCUGAGUAUUUGCGCCCAACUAUCGCGGAUAUUGAAUGGUGUCAUCCUUGUGGAUAGUGAGGAGGGACGGGGAUCCAUUUUCACACUCCGAAUUCCCUUAAAAUUCGUCAAGGAACUGGCCCCGAGCACCCACAACUCUAGUGCACCCGGCUCACGAACACCUAGUGUUCUGUCUCUGGAUGGAUUUUCAAAUGCAGCACGCACGACAUCAAACCACGGAUCAUUGAAAAGCGAACAUGCGGCGCCUGGCUUUGACAAGUCCGAUAUCCAACCACGACUGGUUGGUCUCAGUCAACCGUUCUUCACCCCAACAGUUCCCGCAUCGCCUGCAUCUUCUGCAUCCAAGGGCCCACGAUCGAAGAAUGGCCCGACGACGCAGAGCGAAGGCCCUCGGAAGAUUCGAGUUUUGGUUGCCGAGGACAAUACGGUCAAUCAAGAAGUUGUUCGGCGAAUGCUCGCCCUUGAAGAAGUAUAUGAUAUCACGAUGGUGAAGGAUGGCCAGGAGGCUUUCGACACUGUUAAGUUAAGUAUGGAAAAGGGACUCGUCUUCGAUCUGAUUUUCAUGGACAUUCAGAUGCCAAACCUGGAUGGCCUGCAGAGCACCCGACUCAUCCGUGAAAUGGGCUACUCUGCUCCUAUUGUGGCAUUGAGUGCCUUUGCAGAGGAGAGUAACAUAAAGGAAUGUAUGGACUCAGGCAUGGAUAUGUUCAUCAGUAAACCGAUCCGGCGCCCUGCACUAAAACAAGUUCUCAACAAGUUUGCGACUAUCCCGGAGGAGCUAGAAAACAAUUCACAUAUUAAUUAG